This is a messenger RNA of Lingula anatina, 3922 nucleotides long. RefSeq names its product histidine ammonia-lyase. Lineage: Eukaryota; Metazoa; Brachiopoda; Lingulata; Lingulida; Lingulidae. Gene Ontology annotation, molecular function: histidine ammonia-lyase activity. Gene Ontology annotation, biological process: L-histidine catabolic process. The record is from RefSeq and is a predicted model, not a curated record. Gene Ontology annotation, cellular component: cytoplasm.
AUAAGCACGUGGCUUGGGGAGUGUUGACGGGCUCAAAAUAAAAGCGCAGUUUCCCAACACACAGAAAACAAGAACACAAGAAGAGAGAAUGAAGCUUUCAGUGCGAGUAAGGGGCGAGUGGUUUGCAGUUCCAUGCAGCAGGGGGAAUGAAACUAUAGGUUGGCUAGGUGAAGAGGCACUCCGUCGAUACACGAGAAACAAAAGCGGCACAGUUGAGCAUGAUUCCAACAAAAAUGUGACCGAGAUUGAAAAAGUAUUUGAAGUUCGUAAAACGCAAGGAGGGGCCAUUCUCGAUCCUGCUGACCUAAUUAAAUCCGUGCUUGAUGACAACGAGUUUGUUUCAGUUGUAUUGGAAAGCGAUGUCUCCAGCCCAAUCACAGGCCCAGUGGAAGUAACCUAUAUACCAGAGCAAGUUCCAGGCUCAUAUAUUCUACCCAAUGAGUACAUUCACUUGGAUGGCAGUAGCCUCACAGCUGAUGACCUCAUGAGGCUAGGGAAGGGGGAGUACAAAAUAAAGGUAACUACAGAAAGUUGGGAAAAGGUGGACAAGGCAAGAGCCCUGCUUGAUUGCAUGGUGAAAGAAAAUAAAACUGUGUAUGGAGUCACUACUGGCUUUGGCAAGUUUGCAAGGGUUGUUAUUGAACAAGAAAAGCUGCUGGAGUUGCAGAAAAACUUGAUUCGUUCACAUGCAGCUGGUGUUGGUCCACCUCUUUCGCCUGAGCGCACACGCAUGUUGCUGGCCUUAAGAAUUAACGUCAUGGCAAAGGGCCACAGUGGCAUGUCAAGGAAAAGCAUGGGUCACUUCAUAGAUGCAUUCAAUGCGUCCUGUCUGCCCUGGGUGCCAGAGAAGGGUACCGUGGGCGCCAGUGGUGAUCUCGCCCCCCUGUCUCAUCUGGCUCUGGGGCUCAUGGGGGAGGGUAAGAUGUGGAGCCCAGAGAGUGGAUGGGGAGAGGCAAAAUAUAUUUUAGAAUCUCAUGGACUGAAACCUGUAGAAUUUGGAGCAAAGGAGGGUCUAGCUGCCAUCAAUGGUACCCAACUUAUUACUGCCCUUGGCAUAGAAGCUGUGGAGAGAGCUGGGACAGCUGCUCGCCAGGGAGAUGUGAUUGCUGCUUUGACCAUUGAUGUUCUGAAAGGAACAACCAAGGCAUUUGAUACUGACAUCCAUAAACUGCGUCCACACAAAGGCCAGAUUCAGGUGGCCAGAAGACUGCGCUCUCUGCUCCAUUCCACUAUCUACCCCUCAGAGAUAGCAGAGAGUCACAGGUUUUGUGACCGUGUCCAGGACGCUUACACACUUCGCUGCACUCCACAGGUCCAUGGUGUGGUCCAUGAUACUGUAGACUUUGUAAAAGGAGUUCUCACUGUGGAAAUGAACAGUGCUACUGACAAUCCUAUGAUAUUCCCUGAUCGUGGGGAAUCCAUUUCUGGUGGGAACUUCCAUGGAGAAUAUCCUGCAAAGGCUCUUGAUUAUCUUGCCAUUGGGAUCCAUGAAAUUGCAAACAUGAGUGAGAGGAGAACCGAAAGACUUGUAAAUCCAGCAUUAAGUGAGCUUCCCCCAUUCCUCACCAGUGGUGGUGGUCUUAACUCAGGGUUCAUGAUAGCACACUGCACUGCUGCAGCAUUAGUGUCAGAGAACAAGACCCUGUGUCACCCCUCCUCUGUGGAUUCCCUGUCAACCAGUGCUGGGACAGAGGACCAUGUCAGCAUGGGGGGCUGGUCUGCCAGGAAAGCACUGAUGGUGGUGGAGAACGUGGAACAGGUAUUGGCCAUAGAACUCCUGUCAGCCUGCCAAGCUAUAGAGUUCCUGAGACCCCUGAAGACUACAGCUCCUCUGGAAGAGGUCCACAAACUGGUCAGAACUGUGGUCAAGUCCUGGGACAAGGACAGAUUCAUGGCACCAGACAUAGAAGCUGUCACCAAGCUGCUCCGUUCGGAACAGAUUUGGCGCACUGUGAAACCUUUUAUGGAUAAAUAUGUGGAGCUUCAGAUCCCAGACACCCCAGUGUGCUCCCCUACCAGUGUCAAGGUCACCAAUGGUCCACCUGCAAAGAAAAGAAAGUCGCACAAAUGAAGUUGGUGUUUGUGUUAUUAUCAUGUUAUAAAGUGAUAUGAUUUCAAAAAAUCAGAAGACAGAAUUUUUUGAAAACUGCAUAGUUUCUGAACCAAGUUGAUUAGAUUUUUUAAAGAUACAAUUUUACAAGAGCGGUGUUUUCUGAUUUGAUUAUUAUCCACUGCUGUGUUUUUAUAAUUCAGUUGGUUGCUUGAAUGUAUUGAUGGUUCACUUGUUAUAGUCCUCUUGAGAUUUUUUGCAUUCCAUUUGGGUAAUUCCUCCUUUUAAUUGCACAUUAGGUUGCCAAUUUGGAUCACCGGGGAUGCUAAAGCCAUGCUGUAAUAUACACUGCCUUUGUGUAUGGUUUGAUUUCUUUUCAGUAAUCCAACUGUUUCUGCUUCAUGUAUUUCACCUAUUGUGUUUUGCAGUGACUUACACUGUUAAAUAAUUAUGAUAGCAGUGAUGGUAACUGCUGAAAUUACAUGACAUUUAUGUAUUUUUUGAAUUGCAUGAUAAAAUAGAAUAUUCCGUCCAAGUUUUAGAAAUAUGUGAUGAUCUCAAUGUAUUGGUGUAUACAUAUAUGGUUUAGAACCUAUGGUUUAGUACAUAUUGCUGUGUGUUUUGUGUGUGUGUGCACGCGCACGUGUAUGUGUAUGUGUGUGUGCAUGUGUGUGUGUGUGUGUUAAGUUGGGGGCAGCUAUCUUUUUUUCAAUAAACAGAAUUCAUUAACAACAUAUACUCCUAGUUGUGAGCAUGACAUUUAAUAGAAUUUUCUUUUACCAAAACUAAACUGUAUUGGUAUAAAUUUAUACCUUGCAAUAUUUUGUCAGGUGGUCAUACAUUUUGUAUAUACCAGUGUUUUCCUAUAUUGGUAAAAGAAAAAAGUCAACAUAUUGGAAGUUCACCCUUUCAUACAUACAGACUACUUGAGUUAAGAAUAACACUGGAAAGUUUGUUGUGGCAAGUGUGAGUAAAAUUACAGUUAAGCUCAUGGCAGACGACCAACGCUGCAUUUAGGAACCCUUUAAAACUUGCCUUAAAUUUCACUAUGUGACUUGCAUAACUUUUCAGUAUGCAGAUGGUUUAACAGGAGUCUAAAGUUCUGCUUAGUUUUUUUUAGAAUGGAAUAUUUUUUUAUCAGUGAUUUAGGUUGUGAGGGACCCAACUGGUAGGUCUAUAUAGAUCUUUUUUUAUUCUGUAUUACUUUAUGAUAAUUUUUAAAAUUAUUUUUUGCACAAAAGUGACAAUUUCAGUAUUGUGUCUUAUGUAUACCCUUGGAUCAUGCUUUCUGGCUUUGUUUGGACAAAAGUGCAAGAUAAAAACAAAGAAUUUUGAAAUAUGUGUAAUUUCAAGUUUUAAUUACAUGAUUUUUUAAAUGACUAAACAAACAUGUUAUAAGCUUGUAUACUUAACCAUUAUUUUUGGUGACAAUAUCAAUUAUUUCCCCCGUUCUACAUCCAGGGUUAACAUUGAAUAAAUUCCAUAAACAUCUGUUAAAGGGGUAAAUUAAUCAACAUAAAACAAAAAAAAUUACUUAAAGCAAAAUUUUACAGUACUUUUAUUAGUUAGCACAUUGACGUUGCUCAGCAAAAGUGUGUUUUUGAAGUUUUUUUUGCCUUAUUUUGUACAAUAAUUAUUAAACUUACAGUUUUUAUUUUUAGCUAUUGCUUUAUUGUUAUUUUUUGUGUGUGUUCAAUAAACACAUUAAAAUUUUUUCUUAUAUUUUUGUGUAAUUGUAUACAUUUACACAGUAUAUUGAAUGAUGGGGCCAUUUUAGGUUGAUAUUACUGUAUCUGACACAUACAGUUGUUCACAUUUGUAUUAUCAUUUUCAGCAGAUAUUUUGCUUGAAUAAAAUAUAUGACAAUGUUUA